This is a messenger RNA of Dracunculus medinensis (Guinea worm), 387 nucleotides long. The record is from the annotation of a GenBank genome assembly. Lineage: Eukaryota; Metazoa; Nematoda; Chromadorea; Rhabditida; Dracunculidae.
AUGAUACGGGACAGUAAUGAUGACAGUAAUGACGCUGAGGCUAAGAAUCGCCUUAUAAAAUGCAAGGAAUUCUUUGAAGCCAAGGUUAACUACGAUACGCCAUUUAUUGUCUCAAAUAUAGCUGGUUUGCUCAUAGAGCCAUACGUUUGCAACUACAAAUCGACAGCAGAAGUUCAAAUAAUCUCUGUAAUUCAUAAGCUUAAGGCCAAAAAAACUUCCGGAAAAGAUGGUCUUAGAACUCUUCAAAUAUUCUCCAUCAUUGUUCAUAAUUCGCCUUCAACAAAUUCGUCCCCUCUAGUAUGGCAAAAGGAAAUAACACCAAAAGACUGGAGUAAAGCAAUUCUACUUCCAAUUCCUAGAAAGGAUGACAGGACGUCCCUGCGAUAA